UGAAUGGAGAAUUGCGGUGGUCUCGCUUCCGUGUCGAACCAUUAAUUUUUUGAGCGUGAUCCGGAUUGAGAUCGCCCGCUUCAUUGAACCUCCCUCCCUUCCCUAAAGCAAACGCAUUCCCUACGGCUGUAACUGACGUUCGUUUCACAAGCUAUUCUGUCAUUCCAUGAUUCAUUGUCUUUCAUCAAACCUGUGACUCUGUCCAUCUACUUGUGAACUCCCUCUGUCCACCUAACAGACCCUUUACCAUCUCAACAUGGUAUCCACCGCAACCUCCCCUGUGGUGACCCUCGAGCAGGAGAACCACGCUCGCGAUGCAGCCUUUAACAAAGCUCUUCAUGGGUCAUCCGCCCAGGCUCAGGGUGGUCUGAUGGCCAUGCGCAGGAAGGACCAAGCUGCACAGAAAGCGGCGGUUGACGAGUAUUUCAAACAUUGGGACAACAAAGCUGCGGCGAACGAGACGGAGGCGGACCGCAAGGCACGAAGAGACGAAUAUGCUACACUCACCAGACACUACUACAACUUGGCCACAGACCUGUACGAAUAUGGUUGGGGUACCUCGUUCCACUUCUGUCGGUUUGCCGCCAAAGAGUCCUUUUACAAAGCAAUUGCCCGCCACGAACACUACCUGGCCCUGAGAAUGAACAUGCAGGAGAACUCUCGUGUCUUGGACGUUGGUUGUGGUGUUGGUGGCCCUGCUCGAGAGAUGAUCAAGUUCACUGGCGCCAAUGUUGUCGGAUUGAACAACAACGAUUACCAGAUUGAGCGUUCGUUACAAUAUGCGGUGAAGGAAGGCCUGGCAGAUAAGUUCUCUGCAGUCAAGGGCGACUUCAUGCAGAUGUCGUUCCCCGAAAACAGCUUCGACGCAGUCUAUGCGAUCGAAGCUACCGUUCACGCCCCGAGCUUGCAGGGAGUGUAUGAGCAAAUUUAUAAAGUGCUCAAGCCAGGAGGCGUUUUUGGAGUCUAUGAAUGGUUGAUGACGGACAACUACGACAACGACAACCCGGAGCAUCGACGAAUCCGACUUGGUAUCGAACAAGGUAAUGGUAUCUCCAACAUGGUCAAGGUGUCGGAAGGAUUGGCGGCCAUCCGAGGGGCAGGAUUUGAGCUCGAGCACCAUGAGGAUCUCGCAGAGCGACCAGAUGCGACGCCCUGGUAUUACCCUCUUGCGGGAGACUUCCGACACUUGAGCAGCAUUGGGGACCUCUUCACAAUCGCCAGAAUGACGUGGUGGGGACGAGGAUUGAUUCACAGAUUCAUUGGUGUCGGUGAGACGCUGAAACUGAUGCCGCAAGGUACGCAAAAGACGGCAGAUAGUCUUGCACUUGCCGGGGACUGCUUGGUUGCGGGAGGAAAGCAGAAGUUGUUCACCCCCAUGUAUAUGAUCAUCGCUCGCAAGCCACUGAACGCUUGAGUGAGGUCGGGUUGUUCUUCUCGGUUGGCAAAAGGCGUUUCUAGGCACCAGGGUGUA
This is a messenger RNA of Exophiala viscosa, 1471 nucleotides long. Its product is annotated as sterol 24-C-methyltransferase. The transcript has 2 exons. Gene Ontology annotation, biological process: ergosterol biosynthetic process. Gene Ontology annotation, cellular component: endoplasmic reticulum. NCBI's taxonomy places the organism in Eukaryota, Fungi, Ascomycota, Eurotiomycetes, Chaetothyriales, Herpotrichiellaceae. The coding region runs from base 257 to 1414 and encodes 385 amino acids. Gene Ontology annotation, molecular function: sterol 24-C-methyltransferase activity. The record is from RefSeq and is a predicted model, not a curated record.